Molecule: messenger RNA, 431 nt
Organism: Ceraceosorus guamensis
Lineage: Eukaryota; Fungi; Basidiomycota; Exobasidiomycetes; Ceraceosorales; Ceraceosoraceae
Exons: 2
Coding region: 63-431 (122 amino acids)
Source: RefSeq, a predicted model, not a curated record
CAAAAAGUGUCAAAAAUCCAUCGUCUUCAAUCUUCCUUUCUGGAACUACAAUAACAAUCGGAAUGUCAACUGCCGAAAGCCAGCAGCGAGAGCUCAUUCGUAGCCGCCGCGGGGACAUUCCCGCUCUCCUUCAUCGUAUCUUUGAUCGCAAUCCAAUCAUGGACGUGAACGCCAACGGGCCCUUGCCUGAUACCAUUACAUACGCGCAACACAGGCGCGACAUGGCGGAAUUCUCCCGUCCAGCGUCGCCAGAGGAGCGCGCCCAACGACUGGAGGAAAAGCGUAUCCUGGAUGCUCGCCUGGCGCGCUUGCGCGGGAACGUCGGGGGUGCUCAAAGCGGAAGCGGGGGUGCUGGCCCCAGUGGGGGCAGCCAAGUCGGAGGAGCUGGCGGCGGAAGCGGGGUCGCUGGCACCAGUGGGGGGAGCGCGUGA